AUGGCUCCUAUUUCUAUCGCCGACUUGGUGGCCGCCCUCCCUGCGGAGGACUGCUGGGGCCCCUCCACCUCUGCCGACAACAUGCUCUCGGGCGUGCCUUACGCUCCUUUCUCCAAGGGCGACAAGCUCGGCCGUAUGGCUGACUGGACUGCUGAAUCCAAGGAGCGCCAGAACCAGCGUCCUCAAUACAACCGCGGUUUCAGAGACCAGCAGGCCUACGGCGCCGGUGCCACCAACCUGUUCAGCGUUGCUACCGCCGAGGACGAGUCCUCCUUCUCCGUCGUUGACAACACCCGCACCCAGAAACGCACUUUCGGUCGUGGCGGUGGCACUGUUUUCCGUGGCCGUGGUGGCCAGCGUGGUGCUAUGAACCAGCGCGGUGGACGCGGUGGCUUCCAGCGUGUCGGUGCCGCUGGUCGUGGCCAGCAGGGUGGCUACUACGACAACCGCGGCGGCCGUGGUGGCCGUGGUGGCCGUCGUUUCGGCUGGAGAGACUACGACAAGCCCCAGCGCAUCCGUGAGCCCUCCGUCAACAUUCGUCCCGAUUGGACCAUGCUCGAGGAGGUCGACUUCAGCCGUCUGUCCAAGCUGAACCUCGAUGCCCCCGAGGGUGAGGACCUCGACUCUUACGGUUUCCUCCACUACUACGACAAGUCCUACGACAGAGCCCCUGUUAAGAACGCAGAGCGCAGAAUCCAGGCCCUCGACCGUGCCGCCUACAACGUCACCACCUCCCAGGACCCCGUCAUCAACGAGCUGGCCGAGAAGAACGCCGCUACCGUCUUCGCUACCUCCGAUAUCCUCUCCAUGCUGAUGUGCGCCACCCGCAGCGUCUACUCCUGGGACAUCGUCAUCGUCCACCAGGGCGACAAGAUCUACUUCGACAAGCGCGACGGUGCCUCCUUCGACCUCGUCAGCGUCAACGAAAACGCCGUCGACGCCCCUCUCGAGGUCGCCGAGGCCGCCGGCAAGCAGGAGCAGAUCAACACCCCCAGCGCCCUGGCCAUGGAAGCAACCAUCAUCAACCACAACUUCGCCCUGCAGACCCUUAUUGAGUCCGAGCAGCAGAAGGUCUCCUUCGCCAAGCCCAACCCCUUCUACGACGAGGCCGAGGAAACCGAGCCCCUUGCCUCAAAGGGCUACAAGUACCGCCGCUUCGACAUCUCCCUGGAGCGCGACGAAGAGCCCGUCUCCAUGGUCGUCCGUACCGAGGUCGACGCCGUCAUGAAGGGCGGCCCCACCGGUUCAGAGGACCAGCAGCUGACUAUCAAGGCCCUGAACGAGUUCGACCCCAAGGCCCAGGGCUCCGGAGGUGCCCUGGACUGGCGCAGCAAGCUGGUCUCGCAGCGCGGUGCCGUCCUCGCCACCGAAAUGAAGAACAACUCCUCCAAGCUCGCCCGCUGGACUACCCAGGCUAUCCUGGCCAAGGCCGACGGCAUGAAGCUGGGUUUCGUUUCCCGUGUUAACCCCCGCUCCGCAGCUUCCCAUGUCGUCCUGGGUGUUGUCGGCUACAAGCCUAAGGAGUUCGCUACUCAGAUGAACUUGAACCUCGGUAACGGUUGGGGUAUUGUCCGUACUAUUGUUGACCGUAUUCGCACGCUUGACUCUGAUGAGCCUGCUGAUAAGGUUAAGAAGUACGUUCUGAUCAAGGACCCUAACAAGUCGGUGCUCCGUCUUUACAGUGUCCCUCCCACUACCUUUGAGGAGGAUGAUGAGGCUGAGGUUGAGGUUGAGCAGUCUGAUGAGAAGUCUGAUGAUGAGUAA
Penicillium canescens is the source of this 1764-nucleotide messenger RNA. RefSeq names its product eukaryotic translation initiation factor 3 subunit D. Gene Ontology annotation, molecular function: translation initiation factor activity. The coding region runs from base 1 to 1764 and encodes 587 amino acids. Gene Ontology annotation, cellular component: eukaryotic translation initiation factor 3 complex; cytoplasm. Gene Ontology annotation, biological process: translational initiation. The transcript is spliced from 2 exons. Lineage: Eukaryota; Fungi; Ascomycota; Eurotiomycetes; Eurotiales; Aspergillaceae. The record is from RefSeq and is a predicted model, not a curated record.